This is a messenger RNA of Staurois parvus, 363 nucleotides long. Lineage: Eukaryota; Metazoa; Chordata; Amphibia; Anura; Ranidae. The record is from the annotation of a GenBank genome assembly.
GGAUUGGAACACCUGAAUCACAUGAUAUGGAGGGGAUUGGAACACCUGAAUCACAUGAUAUGGAGGGGAUUGGAACACCUGAAUCACAUGAUAUGGAGGGGAUUGGAACACCUGAAUCACAUGAUAUGGAUGGGAUUGGAACACCUGAAUCACAUGAUAUGGAGGGGAUUGGAACACCUGAAUCACAUGAUAUGGAUGGGAUUGGAACACCUGAAUCACAUGAUAUGGAGGGGAUUGGAACACCUGAAUCACAUGAUAUGGAGGGGAUUGGAACACCUGAAUCACAUGAUAUGGAGGGGAUUGGAACACCUGAAUCACAUGAUAUGGAGGGGAUUGGAACACCUGAAUCACAUGAUAUGGAGG